This is a messenger RNA of Nicotiana attenuata, 863 nucleotides long. RefSeq names its product desiccation-related protein PCC3-06-like. The record is from RefSeq and is a predicted model, not a curated record. NCBI's taxonomy places the organism in Eukaryota, Viridiplantae, Streptophyta, Magnoliopsida, Solanales, Solanaceae. The coding region runs from base 57 to 521 and encodes 154 amino acids. The transcript is spliced from 3 exons.
AGAAUAAAAAUAAUAUCGAAACCAAAUUUGAAAAAAAAAACACAAAUUAGAAAGAAAUGGCAAGCAUGGCUCUAACACCUACUCUUACAAAGCUCCAAAAUGCCAGAGCUAUUAUUGGUCAUACCCCUUUGAGCUCUAGAGUUUUUCUUGGUGCACCAACCAGACCUUUCCAGGUAGGUAAACGCCACCUAGCGAUGGCAAUUAAAGAAGAGGCUCGUAAUGCAGCUGGAAAAGGAGCUGAUGCAGCGAAACAAGGCGCGGAUGCGGCAAAAAGGGCCGGCCAAGAAGCCAAAAACGAGACUGCCAAUGCUGCUGAUGAGGCUAUGCGGAAGUCAAAGGUAAUGGGAGAUAAGGUGGCGGAUGCAGCACAAGACAUGGCUGGAAAAGCAAAAGAAACAGCCCAAGAGGCGUGGGGAUCUGUUAAGGACACCACACAGAAGAUGAAAGAAACAGUGAUGGGCAAGGCCGAAGAAUCCAAAGAGGCUAUCAAAGAUAAUACCAACCGCAACACUAAGAAUUGAAAAUUUUCUAUGCAGAGACAUUAUCUCUUAAAGUUGAAACCGCAGACACAAGUUUGCUGAGUUUUAUAUAUAGUGAAUGUGUAGAUUGAUUAGAAUUUUGCUUCUUUGAUAAUUCAUUCAGGCUUGUGUGCCCUCACUACCUGUGUGUUCGGACUAUAUUAAUUAGUUAUUAUAUGCACGAGUUUUUAUAAUUCAACGGUGCAGCGAUACCACCACAUCUCAAAAGGAUGUACAAGAAAGUUAGGAUAUGAAAAUAUUUUUAAAUGCAGUUUUAAGUUAGAUAAAUGUAUUGCUGACAUUUAUUUGAUACUUAAAUCAAAUAUCAUAAAUUUUACUGUUGAA